This is a messenger RNA of Saccharomycodes ludwigii, 1704 nucleotides long. RefSeq names its product Zn(2+) transporter ZRT3 (gene ZRT3). Lineage: Eukaryota; Fungi; Ascomycota; Saccharomycetes; Saccharomycodales; Saccharomycodaceae. Gene Ontology annotation, cellular component: membrane. The transcript has a single exon. Gene Ontology annotation, molecular function: zinc ion transmembrane transporter activity. Bases 1 to 1704 code for a protein of 567 amino acids. Gene Ontology annotation, biological process: zinc ion transmembrane transport. The record is from RefSeq and is a predicted model, not a curated record.
AUGUUUGCUUUUACCGAAUUAUCGAUACCAAGAUGGGUCAUUUUUACAAUCAUAUCAUCGUUUUUGUGUAUAUUAGGUGUACUAACAGUCCCAAUAAUAUCAACACUUUAUAGCUCAAAAAAUAAAAAAAAAAGAGAAACUGUCAAUUCAACAUUGUUGAAUUAUGGCUUAUCUAUUUCGAGUGGCUCGAUGUUAACUACAAGUUUAUACAAAAUAUUACCCAAAACUAAUGAAAAAAAUAAAGUAGUUGUUUUUAUCGGAUUUGCUUCUGGUAUUUUGACCAGUUUAUUUUUGAAUUUCAUUGUACAUGCUUAUGCAAGUGAAUCCUUGAUACAUUGUUCUCACGGGGAUGCUGAUAUCAGUUCAGAAGGAGAGGGCGACGAAGAACAAUAUUUACUCCAUUAUGAUACUUAUCAUAACUACACCGAUAAUGAUCCUGCCUUGCAAUCACAAGAGCAAAACUCAAAUCUUACCGUGUCUACUUCAAAUUAUGCCCAUAAAAAUGAAAACAAUCAUCGUAAAACACAGGAUUUAAAACAUGACGAGGCUUUACCCUCAUUAACUAAAAAGAAAUCAUUUAUCGAUCGAAUUUUACAUAGAGAUGACUUAAUAGGUUCAUGCAAAACUUUUUCUAACAAAUGUCAUUCUCCCAGUGCUAUUGUCAAUACAGAUUCCAAUGCCGCUAUCAAUAAUAAUAACGCUGGUGUUUCUGCUACCAAUGAUACAUUUACCGAUAAUAAUAAUAACGUUGAAAAUGCUCCUCAGCACAAUAUUCAAAAUGAGGACAAUGUAUGUUUAGGAAGCGCUAUAGGUUAUGACUUGCAAAAUUUGGACCAAUACAGAAAAAAUUUCUUUGAUUACGAAAAUUGCUCUUCCGUUAUACCAUCUGUUCAACAUCCAACACAAGAUAUGAUUGAACAUAAUCACAAUAACAGCGGCACUAAUCACCACAACCAUAAUACUACAUUUAGAUCAAAUUCUGUUGUGAAACAUGGAAGUAUUUCCAGUCUGCCACUAUCAGCUCAUCAAAAUCAUUUAGAUGACCACCAUCAUCAUGUAGAGACGCCAUUUUCCAAGUUAUUAUCGAUUGGUAUUCAAACAUGCGUGGUACUAACUUUACACAAGAUACCCGAAGGUUUAAUUUUAUUUUACACCAACGUCAAAGAUUCAACUGGUGCCCAGUAUGAUUUGUCUGAAAAAAUUGACGAACAAAAUAAUACUUUAGGCUUUUCAAUUUUUUUAAGUUUGGCAAUUCAUAAUUUCAUUGAGGGAUUUUCAAUGUGUUUACCAUUAUAUACUGCCUUAUCAAGUAAAAUCAAAGCUAUAUUAAUUGUUAGUGUGUUAGCUGGUGGCUCUCAACCGUUAGGUGCCGUACUUGGUUAUUUAUUAAAAAAAUAUACCGGAUCAAAGGAUAAGGAUGAUAUAAAAUCCUCCAAGACAGAGUUAUGGUUACUAAGUAUUACUGCUGGGUUUUUGUUUGUUAUUUCACUACAAAUGUUCCAAACAGCUAUUGGUUUUAGUGAUGUUCAUACUAAUAAUGAUGAUGAGCAUGGAUAUAUGAGCAAUAAUAGUUAUGAAGGAAGUAGCGAACAAGAACAAGAACAAGAAGAAGAAGGACACACAAAGCAUACUGUAGGUACUGCCUGUGUUAAAUGGUGUUGUUUGGGAUCUUUGUUGAUUAUAUUAACUGGCUUAUUUGUAUAA